Staurois parvus is the source of this 389-nucleotide messenger RNA. NCBI's taxonomy places the organism in Eukaryota, Metazoa, Chordata, Amphibia, Anura, Ranidae. The record is from the annotation of a GenBank genome assembly.
AUGGGGCCCCCGGGCAAUAGGGGAUCACGGGGCCCCUGUGUCCUUGCCCAAACUCAAAAAAGCCUAUGAAAAAGGUAUGGCCUCAUGCUACCAAUAGUGACACUGGCCCUAGCCAAAUGCAAAAACUAGUUUAAAAAACAGUCGGAUAAGAUGAGUAGGGAAAAAAAAUGUCAAUGGCCUCCACCCAGGGGCUGACUGACAACUCAUGGGGUCCCUGGGCAAUAGGGGAUCAUGGGGCCCCUGUGUCCUUGCCCACAUUCAAAGCACACCCAAAAAAGCCUAUAAAAAGGUACCAGGGGCAUUUCAUGGGCCCCCCUACUGACCCCAGGCCCUCGGGCACUGCCCGAGUGCUCGAAUGAUCAAUCCACCCCUGCCUCCACCUAUAAAAC